AUGGUUUCCACCACAGGAGUUCCUGGUAAACGGAGGGGGGGAGACUCGACCGUGACGUCACUCAGGUGGGUUAUUGUCAUAAACCGACUGACGAUGGAGCCUGCCUGUCGUAAGGACAAGCCCAAGCUCAACACCACCCCCACCCGAGGGGACAGAGGCCGGCAGAAGACUGCCCAGCAGGAGCUCAAGCAGCGGCAGAGAGCGGAGAUCUACGCCUUGAACAAAGUGAUGACGGAGCUGGAGCAGCAGCAGUUCGAGGCCUUUUGUAAACAAAUGCAGUCACAGGGAGAAUGGACAUGGACCUCAGAUGGACAUGAACCUCAGAUGGACAUGGACCUCAGAUGGACGUGGACCUCAGAUGGACAUGGACCUCAGAUGGACGUGGACCUCAGAUGGACGUGGACCUCAGAUGGACAUGGACCUGAGAUGGACAUGGACCUCAGAUGGACAUGGACCUCAGAUGGACAUGGACCUCAGAUGGACAUGGACCUCAGAUGA
Knipowitschia caucasica is the source of this 498-nucleotide messenger RNA. The record is from the annotation of a GenBank genome assembly. Lineage: Eukaryota; Metazoa; Chordata; Actinopteri; Gobiiformes; Gobiidae.